AUGUUGUCAAAAUGGAUCUAGCAAGUUUUCUUCAAAAACUUGAAAAUAAUUUGAAAUCAGCGAUAGGCAGCACGGAGACAGACAAGAUGAAUUUCUAUCACUUGUGCAACACGCUAACACUGAAAUUCAUAUCCAGCCACAAAGUGAACUACAUAGAGAAGCUGCAGGGUCUGGUGGUGGCCUUCAUCGUCUACAGCAAGAUGAGGACCCAGCAGCUCGCCAGGAAGAAUCUCAUCAUCGCCAUGAACUACCUAACCAAUUUGGCUGUUGAAACAGGAAGAUUGGUGUUGGGAUACGAGUACACUACAUUAGCCACGGAUAGCCCAACAAAAUCUGCCCUGCUUAGCACUAUCUCUAACUUGGAGAUAUUGUUGGAGUCUAUAUAUGAUGAAUGGAAACUUCUCACUUCACUUCACCAUUUGAUAAAAUCUGGUUGGAAUCAUGACAUGCUCAUCAAGCUUAUAAAUGGAGACCCGGUUUCAGAUGAAGAAGGCCUAACCUACUUGAAAAAGGAAGAACACCCACGAUUGCUGCGUCUGAGGUUGGACCUGUUGAUGUCACACAAUUGUCCGGAGUAUGCAUCCAAUUUUCUUCUUUGGUUGUUGAAAUGUGAUGAAACGAAGGAUGAUCCAUAUCUCAUGUACUUGCGUUUGUCACACCUUUGUAUCACUGGACAGCUGGAUGAGUUCUAUAAGAAGUGCAUGGAUCUGUCAUGUGUGACGGCCUGCAAAGUGAUGACAAACAGUCUUAUCCACCCUCAUCAUUGCUUCUCGACAUCGUGCACAUCACUCCUUCUCUCAAGAGUUCUUGUCAACAUGACGGUUAUUCAUGAUGAAUACUUCUGCAAUAAGGACAUUAUGAAGUUUUGGGUGAAGACAGAACAUUUGUAUUCAAAGGGCAACCACAGUAUCUUCAUGAAAAAUAUAAACGAAUAUGCAAGGGCUGUCAAAGAGCCAAAGUUCAUUGUCAAUCUGGUUGAAAUUCUUCAUCAAGAAUACCAGAAGCAGUACACCUCAUUAUGUACAACAUUGAUCAUGAGAGCACUGGUCAUAUCUCGCCACGCUUAUGACAAAGCUCGUUUGUACCUGCCCGAAACAUUCAGCAACCAAUCAGCUCUGAGAUGCAUGCUGGCACUCCUGCACCUUCUCGAAAAGUUGUACUGCGACAAUAUGCUCAUUAGAGUUUAUUGCCAGUUGUCCAACUUAACACUCAUGCCUUGCGAUGCAAUUUAUUUUGCAGUAGAAAAAACAUGCACAGAGCUACAAAUCCGAUACAACAUCAAAAACAACAUCGAAUCAUUUAAUCUCGUCAAUGGACAACUGGUAUCUACCUUCAUCAAAACGCCAGUUGAGAAAUCUUUGUACAAUCUACUGAAGAAUUAUGUUGACCGGUUCAACCACAAAAGACCCUGGCUGUGGAAUGAGAGCAUGAAGUCAUCCAUGUUGGCCCUCAUGUCCGAUGCAGGAUGGAUAUUCGAUGCCAUAUUGAAAAGGUUCAGAAGGACUAGAGUACCUUCUGCUCUCAUGGUUGUAGCUGCAAACACUACUCACAACACAAACGCCACCAACAACACCAACGGAAUGCUCGUGAAUGUAGCUGCCACCAGAAGUAGAAGUGUCAAUGGUGUGAGGAACCACCGCAAAGUUAAAAAUAAACGAAGGGUCUUCAAAGAAACAGAUCUGACGUAUAAUCCAUCAAAGUCAAUGAGUAGGAAAAGAAGGAAGACCAGAAGAACAUCGAGAAGUACAAGUAAGAAGAAGAGGAGGUUCAAGAUGGUGGACGAAAGUGAUGAUGAAGACGACGAUGGGGAUGGCUAUGGAAGGACAACAAGCAGGUCAAAGAAAAAUAAAAACGCAGGUGAAGGUGGUGAUGGAGAUGAUGGGAAAGAUGUGAGUGAUCGAGAUGAAGAUUUGAGCGAUACAGACAUAGACAAGACAGACAGUGAUAUGAAUGAAACAGAAUUAGAUGACGUGCUAAGCAAAGAUGAAGAUGACAACGAUAACAACAAUGAUGAUGAUAAUUUUGUAAGUAAUUCUGUAACCAUUAAAAGUGAACCAAUCACAGAAGAGAGAAAAGUAGAAAUUGCUAGCACUACACACUCUAUGGUCUUGAGAAAUGGUAAGGUUCCAAUCUGCAACAUUACAAAUGGAGAAACAGUUGUGGAAAAAAAGGAAACAACAUUAAAGAGUGAAUGUCUCAAAUCAUCAUUAUCGUCGCCUAGAGUUCGUUUGACGAGGAUAAAUGAUGAUAAUGCCACAAGCAAAAUUGAUAAUGACAACAUAUGUCAAAAUGAAAAUGAUGUCAAUAAUAAUCAAAACGUAAACGUUAACGACGACAACAACAAUAUGAAUGCAGAAAGAAAUGAUGACACUAUGGAAUGCGAUGAUAACGUCCAGUGCAUCAGUGGAUCAGCAGAUCAUCAAACUCAUAACUCUCCCAACAUCAACAUUAAUAACAACAGCAACAACAAUGUUAAUGAAGCCACAUUUAAUGAUGACCACAUAAAUAAUAAUAAUAACACUGGCAAUAAUAACAGGCAAGAAGAGAUUAGAUCAUCUAGUCAAAUGAUUGAUGAGGGUGUGGCCGUUCGUGAGGCUGGCGGUCGGGGCGAGUGUGUAGCUGGCGACAAUACUCAGACGAUUAAUGACAACAAUAAUGACAAUGUGUGCAAACUACUGAACUGAUUUACACGUUAAAUUUUAAGUUAUGCAUGCUCGCAUAUACUUAUAUGUAUACAUAUAAGUAUAUAAUUAUAUAUAUAUAUAUAUAUAUAUAUAUAUAUAUAUAUAUACGAUCGUUCAAUGAAAUACAGAACCCAUAUAUAUGUAUAUAUAUAUUUAUAUAUACAUACAUAUAUAGUUGUAAUCAUACAAUUAUACGAUAUAUUUUUAAUGUUACUCUUAAUGAAAGCACGUACUAGACGGCUGAGCGUAUGCAUAUAGUAUAUCAAUAUAUCACAUACCUAAUGUCACUAUAAGUAUGCACUAGGUCUUCAGUUUAAAUGGUCUGAACUCGUUUUCGGCAUUCUACUGACGUUAUGCAACUUAAUGAGUGACUUUUAAAGUUUAGAGCCACUGCAGUGUUAUUAAAGAGAGAUACAUUUACGUACGCACUUCUGUAUGUUGGAGCAUAGGCGUGUUUGAGUGUGUGUGUGUGUGCCGGCACCUGUACCAAACGUUUUGAAUGUAAACGGUGCUUCUUAAUUAUCAUUGUGAACCAUCAAGUAACAUGUUUUGCUAUUUCUUUUUUUUACUUUCAAUUUUUGAAAUUCUCCUUAAUUUGAUGUCAGAUUUUUAAACAAAUUUUAUAAUUUAAGUCACCUUAGAAUUAUCAUGAAUGUUUGCAACGCACGUUCAUAUUAAUACCUAAUUUUUUCAAUUUAUUUUAAUUGUUUUUAUCAGACUUAUUUAUUUUUAACGUUAAUAAAUUUGACUUUGUUUUUCAUAAAUGUUUUAACUACUUACUAACAAGGUUGCAAUAGAUAAGUAUGUACACGAAAAUAUUGAACAAUUAUUCAGAGCAAAUUAGCACAAAACAAUGAUGAAAAAUCAGUUAGCG
This is a messenger RNA of Helobdella robusta, 3558 nucleotides long. RefSeq lists its product as hypothetical. The record is from RefSeq and is a predicted model, not a curated record. The coding region runs from base 12 to 2684 and encodes 890 amino acids. Lineage: Eukaryota; Metazoa; Annelida; Clitellata; Rhynchobdellida; Glossiphoniidae. The transcript has 9 exons.